Molecule: messenger RNA, 375 nt
Organism: Pipistrellus nathusii (Nathusius's pipistrelle)
Lineage: Eukaryota; Metazoa; Chordata; Mammalia; Chiroptera; Vespertilionidae
Source: the annotation of a GenBank genome assembly
AUGGCCCGGCUCCCGGCGCCGCCAGAUCGCAGCAGCCUGGCGCCGGGGCGCUGCGCUGAGGCUCCCGCUCCGCGCCGCCCGGAGAGCCCGCAGGUGUCCUUGGCCGCGCGGCCCGGAGGCUCCUUCGCCGGCGCCCGGAGCCGCGCUCCCCGGAGCAUCCCGCCCCCCGGGAUCGGCGCCCCGUCUGGGACCCCCUCCGCCCGGCGCGGUCCCGGCCCCGCCGCUCCCAGCCGCCGCCGCGGACGCAGGGCCGGAGCUCGCUGCUGCGGGCGCUUGUUUUCCUGCCGCCGCCUCGCCCCGCGCGGCCCCCGCCCGCCCGACCGCCGCUCCCGGCGCGGCCCCGCCCGCCCUCGGCGCCCCGCGCUGGGUUUGUGA